AUGAAGCUUUUGGUUUCUUCUCUAAUUUUAAUUGCCUUGAGUCUUUCUGCUUUGACUUUCUUAGCUUUAGAAAGACCUAGUAAUGAGCUUGGAGAUAUGUAGAAUGUUGCUAUGAUGUUUUUAAAAUACUUACAAAGAUAUAAAAUGCAUAUAAUAAAUCCUAAGGAAUAUAUGUACAGGCUUAAUAUUUUUGCUAAAAAUCUUUAAAACAUUAAAAAUCAUAACUAAAUUUCUAAUAAACCUUAUAUUGAAGGGAUCAACUAAUUUACUCAUCUAACUGAAGAAGAAUUCGAGUAAACCUACCUAACACUUCAAAUACCUGCUUCUAAACAAUAUAAAACCUAAGAAUUUUUAGGAGACGAAGUUCCUUCAUCUAUCGAUUGGAGAGAUUUAAAUGCUGUUACUCCAGUCAAGAAUUAAGGUUCUUGUGGUUCAGGUUAUGCAUUCUCAACUACAGGUGCUUUAGAAGGAAUUCAUAAAAUAUCAGGAAAAGAUUGGAAAGGAUUUUCAGAAUAACAAAUAAUUGAUUGUUCUAGAAAAUAAGGAAAUUCGGGUUGUCAUGGAGGUUUUAUGGAAAACGCUUUUGAUUUUGUCAUUGAAAAUGGAAUUUUAUAGGAAAAUGAUUAUCCUUAUGAAGGUCAUGCAAACUUUAAGUGCAAAAAGAAUAAUUCUAAUCAAUAAAGUUAUAAAAUAUAAGGCUAUUACAAUAUAAAUAAAUAUGAUUGUAGAGGCCUUUAAUAAGCUGUUGCUUAAUAACCUGUCUCAGUUGCUAUUGAUGGUAAAUUUUUGUAAAGAUAUCAUUCUGGAAUAAUUGGAGACUGUGGUAGUAGUGUGAAUCUAAACCAUGGAGUUUUAAUAGUUGGAUAUACUGAAGAUUUCUUCAUAGUAAAAAACUCUUGGGGUACAAACUGGGGUGAAGAUGGUUACUUCAGAAUCACUAAAACAAAUACAUGUGGCAUUUGCGAAGCAGCUUCUUAUCCAUAUUCAAUAAACUAUUAAUGA
Tetrahymena thermophila SB210 is the source of this 1002-nucleotide messenger RNA. RefSeq names its product papain family cysteine protease. NCBI's taxonomy places the organism in Eukaryota, Ciliophora, Oligohymenophorea, Hymenostomatida, Tetrahymenidae. Gene Ontology annotation, cellular component: lysosome. The record is from RefSeq and is a predicted model, not a curated record. The transcript is spliced from 3 exons. Gene Ontology annotation, molecular function: cysteine-type endopeptidase activity.